This is a messenger RNA of Pogoniulus pusillus (Red-fronted tinkerbird), 5063 nucleotides long. RefSeq names its product DLEC1 cilia and flagella associated protein (gene DLEC1). Gene Ontology annotation, cellular component: cilium; cytoplasm. Gene Ontology annotation, molecular function: tubulin binding. The record is from RefSeq and is a predicted model, not a curated record. NCBI's taxonomy places the organism in Eukaryota, Metazoa, Chordata, Aves, Piciformes, Lybiidae. Gene Ontology annotation, biological process: negative regulation of cell population proliferation.
CUUGCAUGAAUAUCCUAACACCUCACUGUUCACACACACACACAGAGCAUGUCCCCUUUCACGGUCCUUUCCAGGACAUCUCUCACUUGCUGGGUAGCAUCCUUGAGGACCGGUACACUGGAGAUGUUAUUGGAGCAGACUUGGAGACGAACUGGAUCAAAUCCCAAGGAGGAGAUGAUGUUUGUCAUGAGAGUUUUACAGAGGAGCUAGAGAAGCUUCUUUCCGAGUACCAGCAACAACUGAAAGCAGCUGACACGGUAGAAGAGAAUAUCAUUCAAUCCCAACAUCGAGCAAAAGCUGAAGAAGAAAGGGCCCUAAACGUGCUGAAGGCAGAUGUGGUGAAAGAUUUUCACAAAAUAGGAUUGCCACCAGUGGCAUCCUCUUUUAGGUGGAUUGUGGAUAAUGAACUCCUUAGAAAAAAUCAUUUAACUUGCCCUGAUGAUUACAUCACUGAUAAAAUACCUGUUACUAGACAACUGAAAGGAAAAUUGGCACCUGAUUAUGUCAAAGGGACCUUUAAUGUUAGACAGCAUGUUUCCUCAGUCUCACAGAACCAGCUGCCUGCAUACCUGCAGAAAAUAAUUGAGAAACUGCCAGAUGUGUCCUUAAGCACAUUAUCUCUGCCUUCAACUGCAGCCUAUAGCCAUUACAUUACAAAGAUAACAAAGAAAACAAGUACCUCAGAGAAGCUAGCCUGGAAAGACAGAAAGUGCAAAGCAGAGGAAGAAAGUGAGCAUGCUUACCUUGCCAGACUCGAAAGAAGGCAGAAUUACUUGAAGAACCCUCGCUUUUUCCCACCAAAGUCUUCUUGUGGUGGCAAAUCUCUUGUUGUUUCUCAAGAAAAGGUGGAACAAGUCAUAGCCAGAGGAAAAUCAGAAGAUAAUAAUGGUGAUACCUCCUUUGUUCCUGUGUUUCUUGCCAAUCCAUCUACUGUUUUGUUUUCUGAUUAUGAAGUUGGACAGGCUUAUGAGAUGACUAUAGAGUUGCUAAACAUCACUUCAACAUGUCAUCAUGUAAGACUUAUCCCUCCCUCUACUUCAGCAUUUGCCAUUAGGCCAGGAAAAUUUCCAGGAAAGGGAGGAAUGAUUGCUCCUGGGAUGACAUGCCAGUACACAGUCCAAUUUAUUCCUGAAAAUGUAGGAGAUUAUGAAGAUUGUAUAUUAGUGGAGUUUCCAGCAUCAAAACCUCUUCCGAUCCCUAUCCAAGCUAGAAGACCACCUCCAGUGUUAACAUUGCCUGACAUUAUAGACUGUGGUUCCUGCCUUGUUGGAGGAGUAAAAUCAAUGAACCUUUUGUGCAGAAAUGAAGGAAUAAAUGCUGGGAUGUUCUGUAUAAUGCCAAAGCAUGCCUGGCCACCUCCUAAUUCCAGGGCUGCUGCCACUGUUGGUUUUGUGAUACAAGAUCCUUUUGGAAUCCAUCCUGAUGCUUUUGAGCUCGUUCCAGGGCAGAGUACAACAGUAGAGGUAGUGUUUUUCCCUUCUUUUCUGGGGGUCUCACAGCAAACAUACACCGUUUUUUGUGACAAUUAUGAAGUCAAGGAUGUUACAGUCACAGGGGUUGGAGAGCUGAUAGAUCUGGAACUUGUGUUCAUCACGGGUGGAGAAAGCAAACCUGAACCUGGCGAAGUCACUGAUGUAACAGCACAGCAUCUCAUAUGGUUUGAGCCACAAAACCCACACACCACUGAGGAGAAGAAAUUGCUUAUAAGAAACAAUCUCCACGUAGAACUUCCUUUUUGCUGGCAGAAAAUGAAGCCUAAUCUGAAACCAUUAAUAUCAGAAGAAACUGCAGACUUUAUGAAGCUCAAAUGCAAGCCAGACACAGAAUCUGCCUUUUCUGUGAAUCCUGAGCAGGGAGUUUUGCUCCCACACGCAGAUCAUGAAUUUACUCUCACUUACACUCCACAGGAGCUGAAGAGUUAUCACAGUGUGAUUCAUAUGGUACUGAGGGAUGUCCCAGAAUCACCUUGCUUGAUAAAGGAGAGGACACUUCAAAACAUUCCAGAAUGCAAAACAGAGGAUGUAAUAGCACUGGAAAUAGCAGUUAAGGGAUCAACAGAACCAUUUCAAAUUCUUCUGGAACCAUAUGCUGUUAUCAUCCCUGGAGAAAUCUUUAUUGGUGUAAACAUCAGGAAAAGAUUUAAGAUGUGGAAUAACAGCAAAUCAUCGAUCAAGUACACAUGGGAGAAAAUCCUGUCCUGUGACAUCAUAGAAGUUGAACCCCAUACUGGCCUCAUAGAUUCUAGUUCAUGCUGUGAAUUUGAACUGGCAGUUACUGGAAGCAAACCUGGGUGCGUCAGCCAUAAUGUGCAGUGUAAGAUUGAACACUGUCCAGAGCCAGUUGUGCUGCAUGUUGAGGCUGCUUUUAAGGGUCCACUUCUUUGUAUUGAUGUCCCAUCAAUCCAGUUAGGUUUGACUAAGCAGGGUGAGAGCGUGUUAAGAACUUUUGAGAUCAUUAAUCUGAGUUGUCUGCCAGCACAGUGGAGAAUGCAGGAAAGCCAGGUUUGUCUAGCUGAAAGGAACGAAGAGGUAUCUCCCUUCACUAUUCAACCAUCUGCUGGAGAAAUCCCUCCUUUGGGUAUAUGCACUGUGUCAGUUCAGUUCACAUCAUUGCUGUGCCAGCGUCUCCAGACAGUGUUAGAAUUAGAGGUAGAAAAUGGAGAAGGAAGUCAUCUUCCUGUUGUUGUUGAAGUUCAGACUCCCCAAGCAUGCCUGAUAUCUAGUCAUCUAGUAUUCCCUGAAAUGUAUACUGGAGUUCCUGCCAAAGCAACCAGCAAACUUUUUAAUCAGACACUGCUGCCAGCAAGAUACUUAUGGGGGAAGCUCAUUGGAUGCCAGGCAGCUUUCUGCUCCAUUGCUGUCUCCCCAUCCAGGGGCACCUUAGGCCCAAAUGAGGAAAAAGAAUUCUGCAUAGAGCUGUCAGCUAAUAUUGUGGGUGAGCUGAAAGACCUCGUCCUUUCCUGUAGCAUAGAAGACAUGGCUGAGCCCCUCUUUCUGAGUCUUUCUGGAGAAGUGAAAGGACUGCACGUCACCUACUCAGUACCUUGUGAAAGUGCAGUUGCCAGCCAUGAAAGGCAAAGGCCACAAGGCUUGUGUGAUCUUCUUUUGGACUUUGGAUCUGAAGUGGCAGUCAAUGACAUAGUAAAGCGCCAGCUAAUUCUUACCAACCACACUGGGAUCAGUGCUCCCUUCAAGCUGGAAGCUGAGUAUUUUACUGGGUGUUUACUUGCUCCAGAACAAGGAAUCUGUCUCUCCUCAAGCAACCUGUUGAAAAGAAGAGGACCUGUCACAAGACACACAGCCAGAAGAGCACAGUCACAGUUUGCAGCAGCACUGCUGUCUCAUGGGAAGGGAGUAGCUUUCCAUAUACAGCCUUCCACAGGAACUCUGAAAGCCUUCCAGGAGCUAAUCAUAGAAAUAACAGCUUACAACAACAUGUGGGGAGAGUACCAGGAUGAUCUUGUCUGUAAGGUGGGAAUCUUACCAACUAAAUUAAUUCCUAUGCAAAUGACUGUGAAAGGCUGUCCAAUCUUCCUGCAGAUGACAGGACCACAAACAGAGCAACCCAUAAUCAGGUUUGGCACUCACAUCUCUGGAGCACCUCCUGUCUUCCGGAGGAUGCAGCUCAACAACCCCGCUCCCUUCGACAUCCGCCUGGACUGGCAAAUUUACAACCAAGAGCAAGAUGAUAAGAAGCUGGUGGACCUGCUGAUGUUCUUUGGAGACCCCUUUCCUCUUCAGGACAUGGAUGAAAAUGAGACUGCAUCAACUGGUAGCACCUUGGAGUCAGAGAUCAUGUUAAAGUUGGAUCAAGCUGUUAUUCCUUGUGGAAGCAUUCAUCUAGCUCCACAAACCACAGAUGAGUCUUCAAGCUCUGACAGCCAAGAGAAGGAAACAACCACUCAAGAAUCUACAACACAGGAAAACAUCACUAUACUUAUUCGUCCUCAUGAAGGGAUUCCUGCAGACAACCCCUACUCCAUUACCCCACGACAGAUCGUGGUUCCAGGAGGUGGCAGCGUCUGCGUUUGCAUCUCUUUCACCCCAUGCAUCCUCCCAGAGACCGUGACUGAAGUGCAGUGUGAGGGCUUGAUGCUGGGCUUCGUGAGCCUGGACGACAAGCUUGCACAGACAGUGCCCCACCAAGAUCGCAGCCAUGGCUAUAAAGCUCCACCGUUACGAGUCUCCUUGCAAGCUUUUGUAGCACAAGCUCUGUUAAAAGUAGAUAUGGAUCACAGCAGAGGGAUGGUGUUUUAUUCAGCAGCAAGUGAUCUCCUACCAGAUCAACCCCCAUCAGGAGUUUUGACAGAUUCAGUAAUGACUCAGAGUUUGAAACUCACAAAUCACACUAAGGCUUCCUCUGUACUUCAAGCUCUUUGGCUACACCCUUUCAGCCUGUCCAGCACCAAUAACACCUCACCGCAAGAAAGAGGAAAUGAACAGCAACCACAACUGUACUUUACCACAGCAAACAUGCUGGUGAAAGUGUCAUUCCACACAACUCUGGAGCUGCUUACAUAUCAGCAUCUGCCAGAUACCCAGCUGCUUCCUGGAAUGCAAAUGCUCCAGUUGAGAAUGGAGAGAAAAAGCUUGCAGUUUAAUCAAAAUCUAGUCAUUGAACAUAGUAACAGCACGUGCCAGCUGAUCCCAGUGACUGCUUAUCUCACCGUUCCAGCUCUGGAGCUAUCUUGUGACACAAUUGAUUUCAAGACCUGCUUUGUUGCACAGAAGACUGAACAUGUCUUCCUGUGCAACAGGAGUGGCUGCAGUUACUGGACUGCUCUGCUAGGUGGCCAGGAAAAGAGGAAGAACGUGGAAGUAUUUUCUGUCUUCCCUCCCCAUGGCAUUUUGGAGGCACGUGAAGGGGACUCACCAACUAAGGAGAUUUUACAGAUCAGCUUUACUGCCAGGAGUGACACUGAAUAUAAGACUGUGGUGGCCAUUACUGGAAUGCUGGGAGAGAGGCCCUGCAUGCUGCAGCUCAGAGGACGAGGCACAUACAAUGAGAAGUAUGAAGACCUCAAUGGUUUAAUUCAAGCAAGACAAGUGUCAAGAACUGACUGA